AUGGAUACAGCUGUAUUCACUCUCUUCCCGAACCUUCCCCCAGAGCUCCGCAACCAAAUAUGGCGAGAUGCUCUACCUGACAAAGUUAGGCAGGCUCUAUACUUCUAUAAACGGGGUUGUUGGCAGAGUCGACCCCUAACAGAAGAAGAUGACGAAUAUAACCAUGAUAACGACCAGCUUAACAUAUGUCACGAAUUCCGUCACGACCUAUUAGACCCUAUUGAAGUUGAGAUGCCACUCCUCUUUGUCAACUCUGAAGCCCGUGGCAUUGCUUUAGCCUGGGUGCAAGGGCAAAAUCUUCAGAUAGGCUUCUGCGAAGACGGACAAACCCCCAUUGUCAUACGCCCAUUUGACCCAGCCCAUGAUACACUAUAUAUUUCGCUCGAUGCUUGGGACAACUUCUCCAACGAGCCUUGGGAGGCAGUAGCCGAUAGCGUGUAUUAUAAUUGUGUCCCUCCAGCGUUUACACGCAUCGCCGUGCCCGAGCCAUUUUUCCAGUAUGAUAUCAGCCUAUCGGAUCUUUUUCACUUCUACUAUAACCUCAAAAAGGUUUUCAUCAUUCCCAAUGCACAGGCAAAUAUACAUUCUGAGAAGGAAGGUCUAAAGAUGCAGCGGAGGUGGGAGCUUCAGAGCACUCAGGGACCGAUGCUAUUCUGGAAUAACGACCGUGAGUGUUUUGAGUGGAAGGAUUGUGCAGACAUCAGCGACAACACCAUGAGUACGGUGAUAAAGAAGGCCUGCGAUGGGCUAGAUAAAGAGCUCAUGUUUUUCGAGAUGAAAAGCUUUCAGGUCCAGGCUGCCUUUGCCAUUAGAAAGUGA
Aspergillus caelatus is the source of this 819-nucleotide messenger RNA. Its product is annotated as 2EXR domain-containing protein. The record is from RefSeq and is a predicted model, not a curated record. Lineage: Eukaryota; Fungi; Ascomycota; Eurotiomycetes; Eurotiales; Aspergillaceae. The transcript has a single exon. Bases 1 to 819 code for a protein of 272 amino acids.